AUGGUGGUACCAACGCAUUCUAUCUUGUAUUUUUGCAUCAUCGUUACAGUUGCCAAAUUUGUUGUCUGUGCAUCCUCAUCGAUUGAUAGAAUCGCUGCGACGCAGACUUUUACUUUCAGUUCUGAAUUUAUACAUAUCAAAGCCAUCGGUGACAAACCAACUCUCUUGUUUCUUCAUGGCUUUCCAUCAUCAUUUCAUUCAUGGCGUCAUCAAACUAAAUAUUUUUCAGAUCAAGGCUACGGUUGUCUGGUGCCCAAUUUAUUGGGCUAUGGUAAAACUUAUUCUCCUGCGAACGAGACUGAAUACGAUAGCAAAUCAAUAGUCGAUCAUCUGAUUGCUCUUCUUUAUCAUGUAAACUUGGGCAAUUCCAAAGUCUUCGUCAUAGGACAUGACUGGGGUGCACGAACGGCCAGUCGAUUUGUUUUAUAUCAUCCUGAACGAACAUUAGGCGCUGUGCUACUCAGCGUUGCAUAUAGUCCGCCUGGCCAAUUUAAUCUGAACGUGGUUCUUAACCAGUCACUUCUAGUUUAUAACUAUACAAGCAUUGGUUACUGGGAAUUCUUCCAAGCUAAUGAUGCAGCACGAAUUAUUGAAGAAAAAUUGGAUAGCUUUAUCGACCUUAUUUUUGCGAAUGAUUCAAUGCUUGCAAGAACAGAUUUUGCUCCAGUUGGUAAAGUACGAGCAUGGCUAAGCAGUGGAAGACGAACUGAUCGGGCUUCGUAUAUGACACAAGAAGACUACCAAACAGUUUACGACUAUCUCAAUAAACAAAUGCAACCAAAGUUGAACUGGUUCAAAGCAAUCAUUGCCAACGUCGAUUGGGAGUAUGAAAAGACUCUUAAUGCAACAGUGCAACGACCUGUACUCUUUAUUGAAGGCACCAGAGAUUAUAUUGGCAUUAUUGGUGCUAGUGAAAGACAAAAGCAAUAUAUCUCUGACUUGAAAAUAGUUAAGCUGGAUACUGGUCAUUGGGUGAUGGAAGAAAAACCAGAAGAGGUCAAUCGAGAGAUCGAUCAAUGGAUCAAAGAAGUUAUAUCUAACAAAUUGAAUUCAACAAAAUGGAAUUCAUCGAUUCCUGGUGGAGAUUCAGAAUUGCGUGGUGAUGGUGCUAUUCGACGAAAACAUCCACUUGGCUCUACUAUUGAACAAACUUAUGCUGGCGUUCUAUCAUUUCUUCGCCGAAAUUAUACGCGUGAUUUGAGUAAUGUUGACGUUGCCGUUACUGGAAUUCCUCUUGAUUUAGCGACCACUUAUAGACCAGGUGCAAGAUUCGGACCGAAAGGCAUUCGAGAAGCAUCUGCACAAGUAGCAAAACGAAAAUCCUAUCCUGAGGGAAUCGAUGUAUUUGCAGAUCUAGCUGUUGUUGACUACGGUGAUUGUUGGCUCGAUUGUGGCCAACCUCAUACAAUACCACUUGCUAUUGAAGCCCACGCGAGAGAAAUUAUUGAUCAAAAUGUCUUUCUUCUCUCACUCGGUGGUGAUCACUACUCAACAUAUCCAUUAUUAAAAGCACAUGUUUCCCGGCAUGGCAAACCAUUGUCUCUCAUUCAAUUUGAUGCACAUUGUGAUACAUGGCCAAGUGACACACCACACAGUCUCAAUCAUGGUUCCAUGUUCUAUUAUGCUGUACGCGAAGGUCUUAUUGAUCCACAAACAUCAAUACAAAUUGGUAUUCGUACAUUUAAUGAUGAUUUUAUGGGUGUAAAAAUUCUUGAUGCUGAAUGGGUACAUCAACAUUCUAUCGAUGAUGUAGUUGAUGAAAUUAAGAAUCGAGUCGGAAAUAAUGCAACUUAUUUAACAUUUGAUAUCGAUUGUUUGGAUCCAUCAUGUGCUCCUGGUACGGGUACUCCAGUAUGUGGAGGUCUAACAAUGGCACAAUCAAUUGCUAUUCUUCGUCGACUUCGUUCAAUUAAUUAUGUUGGAAUGGAUAUUGUUGAAGUAUCUCCAGCAUAUGAUCAUUCUAAUAUAACGAGUCUAGCGGCAGCUACUAUUGGCUAUCGACUUUUAUGUUUACUUCGGGAUAAAAAAAUGAUUGAUAAAUCAUUUCCAUUUGGAAAUUAUGAAGAUAAAAAAUAA
Messenger RNA from Adineta steineri, 2076 nucleotides. Lineage: Eukaryota; Metazoa; Rotifera; Eurotatoria; Adinetida; Adinetidae. The record is from the annotation of a GenBank genome assembly.